Messenger RNA from Rotaria sp. Silwood1, 612 nucleotides. The record is from the annotation of a GenBank genome assembly. Lineage: Eukaryota; Metazoa; Rotifera; Eurotatoria; Philodinida; Philodinidae.
AUGGCAGCAGGAUAUGAAACAACAUCAACUGCUCUGGCUUAUGCAACAUAUGAGCUUGCUAGACAUCCAGAAGUUGUCAAGAAACUGCAAGAUGAAAUAAACCAACUUCCCUUCAACAAUGAUGAUGAAUUCGAUAAGGAAAGAAAAAAAUAUUCCGACUAUGAUUUAGUCAUGCAGAUGCCUUAUAUGGAUAUGUUCAUUUCUGAAGUCUUGAGAAUGUAUCCUAUUGGAAAUAUGUUCAUUCAAAGAUGUGCCUCCAAAGAUACAGUUGUACAAGGAAUUACCAUUGAAAAGGGCAACUUAGUGCAUGCUGAUGUCUAUUCAAUUCAUUAUGAUCGUGAACUUUGGGGUCCUGAAGAUCCAUACGUUUUCUUUCCUGAACGCCAUAAAAUAAAACGUCAUCCAAUGGCCUAUUUGCCAUUUGGAGCAGGUCCACGACAUUGUAUUGGUAUGCGCUUUGCAUUGAUGGAGAUAAAACUUCUACUAGUACAGCUACUUCGAAAGUAUACGAUUCUGCCCGGUGAAAAUCUCGAAGGCAAAUUUAACAUCGGUGAACGAACGGCUAUCACACCCGAAGAAGUGUGGGUCAAACUGGUAGAAACAAGUGAUUGA